GAUUGGCCGAUUUUCCCGGCAAUGAUGAAAAAGUAUUGCGGUUGCAACAAUGUAUCUAUUUGUAUCCAAAUAAAAACAUCUGUAUUCAAAAUGGAUACAAACAGAUACAUUGUUGCAACCGCAAUACUUUUUCAUGUCAAAUAUAAUAGCGGAGCUCUCUGCAAGGAACAGAAUUAAAUACCUGCCGUAGACGGGACGAAAAUCGGCCAAUUUUUUUACUGUUGGUGGUAACAUCGGCCUAUUGAACGACCGAUUUUUCUUUUUUUUAAAAA
Molecule: messenger RNA, 272 nt
Organism: Staurois parvus
Lineage: Eukaryota; Metazoa; Chordata; Amphibia; Anura; Ranidae
Source: the annotation of a GenBank genome assembly